Molecule: messenger RNA, 980 nt
Organism: Anthonomus grandis grandis
Lineage: Eukaryota; Metazoa; Arthropoda; Insecta; Coleoptera; Curculionidae
Product: trypsin II-P29-like
Exons: 1
Coding region: 185-970 (261 amino acids)
Biological process (GO): proteolysis
Molecular function (GO): serine-type endopeptidase activity
Source: RefSeq, a predicted model, not a curated record
AUUAAAUUGUGUGUUUGUUUUAAUUAUUACAAAUUUUAUUUUAAUCGGUCACAAGUUUUCUUUGGCAAAGAAAAUUUUAGAAAUUAAAGACAGCGUUCCAAAAGCAUUAACAGCGACAUUAGGAGCCAAAAUUAAAGCUCGUGUGAUUGAGGGAAUAGGGUGUUCUACAGAACAAUAUUCAUUUAUGAUGUUAAUUUUCAAAUUAUCGCCGGACGAUGGUCAAUGGUUAAGAAUAUGUGGCGGAUCUUUAUUAAAUUCGUACUGGGUUCUUACUGCAGCUCAUUGCGUCAAAAAACGGGAACAAAUUUAUGGAGUAAAAUAUCAUUUAACCUAUCGACCUAGCAUAACCAUACUGGUAAGAAUAUCAAUUAUUCAUCCUAACUAUAACGCCGGGAAUAUUGCAAAUGAUAUUGCACUAUUACGAUUGGCGAAAGAAAUUUUGCCCUCGAAGCAUGUAGGCUAUGUGAAAUUACCAGAUAUUGAUAGUAAAACUGAUGCACCGCCUUGCAGAGUAGCUCUUUUAAUGGGAUACGGCAUUACAAGUACUGGCAGUCUUCCGGCUAUAAAUAAUUUGCAAUGUGUGGAAAUUCCUACCAUAUCAUUUAAAGAAUGUCACACCAUUUACCUAAGAAAUCAUAAUCUUCAGACUUCACCUAAGACAAUGUGUACUCUGUCUCCAAACGGCAAAGGUCCUUGUCAUGGUGAUUCAGGUGGACCUUUACUUUGCGAUGAUGUUCAAUAUGGGGUUGUUUCUUGGGGAGUCGAUUGUGAAAUUGGCACAAACCCCGGAGUUUAUACCAAAGUUGAUCGGUUUUUGGAUUUUAUACAAGAAACUCAAAAUAAUUUUAUAUCUUCAAAGUAUCACAUAAAAUAUAAUUGUCAAGAUGCUAUAGGCCAAACAAUUCUGGAGAAAAGAUAUUUUCAAGUUUAUAUGCUCUAUUAUAUUUUCUACAUUUUGAUUGUAAUAUAGAGUAUACUUA